AUGCCGCGGAAGCCCAUAACUCUAAAAGCACAAAAUGACAAAUUAUUUGAAGAAAUUCGCGCAGCCAAUUUGAGUAUAGCUAAACUUACUCAACAAGUAACUGAACUUCUCAUCGCGGUCAACAAUGAUGAAGACAAACAAACACACAUGGAGGCAGAGGAAAUAGUAAAUCAAAGUGAGAAUACUAUUUCAAACAAACCAAAUGAUGUCAACCAAGAUGGAGAAUGGGAACUAGCAUCCUCUUCAAGGAGUAAAAAACGCAAAGCAAAGAAAGACGCAGGAAACACAUCCGCGAGUAACAAUAAAAUUGCCAAAUCGAAUGCAACUAGUGGAGCAGAACCACUAGAAAAUUCUAGUGCCACUCAGGACGCAAAUCAGAAUAAUUCAAAUAAUAAUGACAAAAUUAUUUCCCCUCCCUCCAUUGUGCUCAGAAACACAGAAAUAUGGGGACAAGUAAGUAGAUAUGCACUAAAUAAAAAGAUUGGCAUAGCACAUGCAAAAAACAUAACUGACGGCGUUUCAAUUAAUCCCGAUACCCCCGACGACUAUAGAAAACUCAUAAAAUUAUUUGAUGAAAAUAAAGUCGAAUAUCACACUUAUAUGUUACCGGAUGAUAAAUUACUACAUGUAGUAAUUAAGGGUAUACCGGAAGUAACGGAUACAGAUGAAAUUAACCCUGACCUGGAAAAUAAGGGUUUCCACCCCGAACUAGUCAGCCAAAUGACUUCCAGAAGGACUAAAAAAGCACUACCCAUGUUCCUUGUACAACUCCCAAAAAAUGAGAGUAAUAUAUACGAACUAAAUGAAUGUUACUACCUGAAAAUCAGUGUAGAAAAACAAAACAAACAAAGCGGACCCACCCAAUGCUAUAGGUCGCUGCAAAUGAGACUUAAACAGAAAUUAGCAGCAGACCCGAUCAGGAAGAGAGUUCUAUCAGCAAAGCCUCUAACCUUAGAAGAUGCAGUCAGGGUAGCGAAAAAGGAAGAAACAAUAAGAAAUCUAAACAAGAUACGAGAGAUAGAAUGCAGAGCAGUGGAACCACUAAAUCCCCUAGACCCAGAGGCCAGGAACGACCCAACCCGGUGUUACAAUUUACUGUAUAUACUACUGUUUCAUGGGGAGUUACGGAGAGCUCUACUGGGGGCAGGCAGGCAUGCUUGCUUCUGCAACUGGUGCAACUCCCAACAGCGACCACCACCACCAUCCCCGAGAGGACUACCAUGUAGGUGUUAUUGGUGCCUGACUAACGUGCCACCGACACCCCCUCCGACCUACGAGAGUGUGGAAACCCUGAACUCCUCUUUAUCGAAUAUUCCGCACGACUCAGGGCACGGUAGCAGAAUCGACCCUGCUGACCCAACUGUGGACUCUCGAGAACCGACGCCUGGAAUCAAUAGAGGCGUCUUCCGACAUGCACUGGGAAAUCAGAAGUCGCCAACUCAACCACCCACAACGACACCGAGAGCCGAACCUUCCUCUACACCACCGUUUCCAAGGCGUGGUGGCACCGACGAUGAAACCGCCUCUAAUGAUGGGUCUGGGAUCCGUAGGGUGAUGAGACUGCCUAGUGGUGGAAGAAUAGCCGUCAGAAGAGAAAAUGGAAGCACGUACGGGCCUAGGGACGAAAGGACUGACCCUGAAAAGGUUAUCUAA
Messenger RNA from Phaedon cochleariae (mustard beetle), 1653 nucleotides. Lineage: Eukaryota; Metazoa; Arthropoda; Insecta; Coleoptera; Chrysomelidae. The record is from the annotation of a GenBank genome assembly.